GAAUCAACAGAUGUAGAGAAAUUAAUUGAUAAGUGUGUUAAAAAAAUCAUUGAAGAUUUAGAGGCAUACCAAAAAAACGGAAGUGGAUGGUAUUUUAAAGAAGUGGUUCAACUUGAAAUUCAUACUUCUGAGUUUAAUCCAAUGAAUGGGUCAUCUUACAUUCCUCUUCCAGAUUGGAUAUCAGAUAAAAAAGCAAUAGUUAAUAUUGAAAACAAAGAAGAGAAAUGCUUUAUUUGGUGUAUACUUAGAUAUCUUCAUCCAAGAAAAGUUAAUGAUACCCGAUUAACAGAUUUAAAGAAGUAUGAGAAUUCUCUUAACACCGAAGGAAUUAAUUUUCCAAUGAAAUUAAAACAUAUUUCCAAAUUUGAAAAACUUAACCCAUCUCUUCCAGGAAUAAAUGUUUUUUCAGUUAAUGAUAACAAAAAGUUUUACCCUUUGAGGAUGGCGGAGAAAGAUUGUUUAAAUACUAUUGACUUGUUUUUCUAUGAACAAGAUGGUGCUUCACAUUAUUCACUAAUUAAAAGCUUUACUCGUUUGGUUGAAUCGCAAAUAACUUCAAGUAAGAGUGGUUCAUUUUAUAUUUGUAAGAAAUGCUUUACUCAUUUUACUAAGUAUGAAUUAUUACAAAAACACAUUACAUAUUGUUCAUCGAAUGAAACAGUUUCUGUGAAAAUGCCGCCACAAAACACGAUGUUAGGUUUUAAAAAUUACCACAAACAGUUGCCAAUUCCUUUUGUAGUUUAUGCAGAUUUUGAAUGCUUUACUAAACCAAUAAAUACUUGUAGUCCAAACCCGGAAAAAUCAUAUAAUUACAAGUACCAAAAGCAUGAACCAUCAGGAUUUUGUUUUUACAUCAAA
Molecule: messenger RNA, 858 nt
Organism: Porites lobata
Lineage: Eukaryota; Metazoa; Cnidaria; Anthozoa; Scleractinia; Poritidae
Source: the annotation of a GenBank genome assembly